Messenger RNA from Staurois parvus, 346 nucleotides. NCBI's taxonomy places the organism in Eukaryota, Metazoa, Chordata, Amphibia, Anura, Ranidae. The record is from the annotation of a GenBank genome assembly.
AUGCAGACUGCUUCUGCAAACAUUUGUGAAAGAAUGGGUCACUCUCAGGAGAUCAGUGAAUUGAACCGUGGUACCGUGAUAGGUUGCCACCUGUGCAAUAAGUCCAUCUGUGAAAUUCCCUUGUUACUAAAUAUUCCAGUUAACUGUUAGUGGUAUUAUAACAAAGUGGAAGCAACUGGGAACAACAGCAACUCAGCCACGAAGUGAGUGGGGUCAGCGCAUGCUGAAGCGCACAGAAGUCGCUAACUGUCUGCAGAGUCAAUAGCUAAAGACCUCCAAACUUUGUGUGGCCUUCAGAUUAGUACAACAGUGCAAAGAGAGCUUCAUGGAAUGGGUUUUCAUGCCU